Penicillium cinerascens is the source of this 1449-nucleotide messenger RNA. RefSeq lists its product as uncharacterized. Gene Ontology annotation, cellular component: Cul4-RING E3 ubiquitin ligase complex. NCBI's taxonomy places the organism in Eukaryota, Fungi, Ascomycota, Eurotiomycetes, Eurotiales, Aspergillaceae. The annotation marks the transcript as partial. The record is from RefSeq and is a predicted model, not a curated record. The transcript has 9 exons. Gene Ontology annotation, molecular function: protein binding.
ACUUUGGCCUUCCAAGGGGUCUGCCGGUCGAUCUCUGCCACCAAUAUGGCUCCAGAAAUCCCUGGCUUUUACUUUGAUCCGGAGAAAAAGAAGUACUUCAAGAUUCAGGCCAACCAUGUCGCGCCACCGGGAUCACAGUACUCUAAGGAAUCUGUCAAGAGGAAACGGAGAGAACAAGAGAAAUGCCACAAAAGAGUCCACCUCAAGCAACGUGAAUCUCGAGAAACGGUUCGCAAGGCGGGCUUCUUACACCACCCCUUAGUCGGCGCUGACAGAGAGAUCGGAUCUCGUCUUCCUGCUUCUGCCCGACACGACCAACAGGCUCGUGUGUAUGCAAGCCAGCUGUGGAAAAAGAAGCUUCAUCAGUUUGAGCCCUGGCCAAAGGACUACUCCAUCCGCCACGUAGUGCGAAACCCGCGCUCGGGGAUUUUGAUUGCGAGCGGGCAUCGUGGUGGUGAAUCGUCGGUCUCGAUAUGCUUUCCAGACUCAGACGAAGAGCGAUGGACAUAUAACCGCACGAUGGAGCGAGUGCUCUUCAAAGAAGCGUAUAGGUUAUCGUCAAUCUCUUUGAGCCAUACGGGUUAUCUCCUGGCAACAAUGGACAGCGGUCCAAACGGCGACAGCUUUCUUGCACCACGCAUGCUCCCGGACCCCGACGAGGCUGGUGACUAUCGAUGGCCUGUUUACUUCGCACACCCAAUCCGCAUUCGCACCACACCAUCCCUAUGGUGUUCAGCAGCUUGUCCAACAGGCAACAAGGCCCUCUUCGCUAUUGGUACUUCGGACGGUCUACAUACUCUGGAAGGAUUCGGCAGUCACUGGACAUUGUCCCAGAAGCCAUUCCCCAAUGAAUCGAGCGCGGGGAGCCAGCCAUUCCAUCGACACGGUAAUUCCUCACACGCGAGCGUCAGCGCCGUGGAGUGGCUCUCGUCGGAUGUCAUUGCCUCGGGUCUCAGAAACUCGACUAUCUUCCUCCAUGAUCUCCGUAGUGGUGGCAGUGCUGUACGGUUACAACACCCACAUUCUGUUUCCAAAAUUCGCAAGGUCGACGAGUAUCGGAUGGUCGUUGCAGGGCCCAACUCGCUCCAAAUGUACGACAUCCGCUUUGCUCCCAACGGCAUCCAGCGCAAACCCAAGCCAAACUCCCAUCAUCAUACCUCUACGCGUCCAUACUUGACCUUUCUCGACUACUCGCCUGACGUGAUCCCCGAUUUUGACGUCAGCACUGAGCUCAGUCUCUUGGCAAGCGCCUCGGACGACCGCAAAAUCCAACUUUUCUCCCUACACACUGGCACACCAGUGUCCUCACCUCUCUCAAAGUAUCGAUAUUCCGACCCUAUUACUUGUGUAUGCUUUGAGUCGAGUGAAGGCCAAUUAAAUCGACAUGGUCCUCAGACGCCCAGUUUGUUGGUUUGUGCAAAGGCUACGGUUGACCAGUGGAUAUGGUAA